This is a messenger RNA of Daldinia loculata, 1757 nucleotides long. Its product is annotated as putative short-chain dehydrogenase. Bases 85 to 1098 code for a protein of 337 amino acids. Lineage: Eukaryota; Fungi; Ascomycota; Sordariomycetes; Xylariales; Hypoxylaceae. The record is from RefSeq and is a predicted model, not a curated record. The transcript has 4 exons.
CAUCUAUCUAGCCCCGUGUAAUCCUAUAAUUCAAGGACUCAGCCUUGUACAACUUGAUAUAAAUAUUUACCCAAAACACGAAAAAUGCCAGCACCUGUAGUCGAGAAGGAGUACAACGGGCGCCGCGUAGCCCGCAAGACGGCUACCGAGCUAGCCAGACAAUAUGCCGACCUCAUCGAGGGCAAAGUCAUACUAAUUACAGGUGUAUCACCCAUGGGCUUAGGAGCUGCCUUCAUCGACUUCAUCGCACCAAUGCGUCCUGCUACGCUAAUCCUCGCCGGCCGUAGUCCUAGUAAAAUGCAACAAACAGCAGAACAGAUUUCUGCAGUAUCACCAGAUAUUAAGGUCCGCAUGGUAAAACUGGAACUGGAAUCUCAAGCCGCUGUACGCUACGCCGCCGCCACCGUCAUGGAGUGGUCGGACGUUCCUCACAUCGACGUUCUUGUCAACAACGCUGGGGUUUGUGCUAUCCCCAGGGCCAUCACCGAAGACGGUUUCGAGAAGCAGUUUGCGGUCAACCAUCUAGGUCCUUUCCUAUUUACAAACCUGAUAAUGCCUAAGCUUGUGGCGUCCGGUGCCCCUCGAGUCGUUAAUAUCGGUAGUGAUGGUCACAACCUUAGCCCGAUCCGUUUUGAAGACCCAAACUUUCGAGAUGAAUCGACCUACCACACUUGGAUAGCUUACGGCCAGUCCAAGACUGCUAACAUGCUGAUGGCGCUCUCGCUGGCUGAGAAGCUCGGCCCACGGUAUAAUCUCCAUGCUUUCAGCGUGAACCCGGGGACCGUCCAGACGAAUCUUGCAGCAUUCCUCGACUGGAAACGCUCCUUUGCAGAUUUAGCCAAAACGUCUCGUCUACUGGGCCUCGCCGGGGGCUGGAAGCAAGACCGCGACUUUCAAACCAUAGAUGAGGGUACAGCCACCUACGUGUACGCUGCAUUCGACCCGGAGAUCACGGCCCACAACGGCGCACACCUCCUAGGGUGCCGCCUAGCCGACCCCUGGAAGGACGGGAUCAGGGCCUGGGCGACGAGCCCCAUCGAGGCCGAGCUGCUGUGGAGGAUGAGCGAGGAAUUGGUCGGCCAAGAGUUCGCGUACUAGAGAGUAUUCGGAACCUGAUUAAUGAUCGCACUAUAUAGACCAGUUGUGGACGUGUGUUAUACAAAGACGACCGAACGCGCGUUAGAUGGGGGUAGUACGAUGCGGGUGGAAAGGCUCGAUGGUUAACCGGUUAUGGUUCACCCGAAGAUCCAAUGGAGGGAGAUAGUAAAACCGACAAAAUUACAAAAGAAAUUGUAUUGGUCGAGAAAUAGAGAAGAGCAUUCUUUGUAAAGUGUGUGGUGUGAGAAUGUUAUAUAUGCUAUUCUGAUUGGACGUUUAUAUCCUUGUAGACGAUAUGUUUUAUGGAGAAUGUUUGUCUGUCUCUGGUGUCCCUCGCAACGUCAUGGGGGUGAUAUAGCUAAGGGUCCUCAGGAUAUAAGAUCGCAGCUAGUUGCAUUCGUUAGAUAUUGAUGUGAAGGGUAAUUGGACCGAUGCGUCUCGGGUUAAGACACGGCACGUUGAUGCGCGAAAGACGUUGUCUUCGCCACCAAGAUAGGAAACUUGGAUCGGCGUUUUGUUAACGCCGGACUUGAUGAUACAUGUGGUCGACUUAUACUACAACACGCUGGAUGAUUUGGUUUAUUUUGUCCCGCAUUCCUCCGCGAGGCUUCUUACGUAUAUUAUAAAGUAUCUAUCCUAGGUAGGGUCCGGAGUCUGUA